UCGAUAUGAAACGAAUCUUGGUUUUCAAUUCAAUUAAACCGGUUUUGACCAAAAUAAGAUAAUUAAAAUACCUAAAAAGUCAAAUAGGUGAGUCAUAAUUUCAUAUAAAAAAACUUUGAGUUAGGACAAAACUUUAUAGUAAAAUUUCUAUAAAAAAAAAGAAAAAAAAAGAGAGAGAGAGUAACGUUGGUAGUGAUAGAUGGGUAUGUGGCAUCCAAUAACAGAGUGGAGAUAUCCAUGGUUCAAUUCAAAGCAACCAUAAGAUUAGCUCAAAGAACACAACACUUUUUUUGAUACAUAUUUUGACAAUUACAUGUCCGCUCACUUGUUCCUUUCCCUUCAAUUUCUCAAUCUCUGUUAGUUCUCACCUCUAAAUCUUAUUAUUUUUAUCAUUCAUGCAUCAUUCAUGAUGCAUCGUCAUCAUCCUUUCGAUUUCACAAACGUUUCUUUAUGGUUCUCUAGGUAAAAAGUCUCUUUUUCUGCAAUUUUACACUUUCUUCUCUGCAUGUAUUUCAAACUAGUAGAUAAUUCAUAAUUAGACUCCCAUUGCAAAAGAAAAAAAAACCCAAAACUUUCACCGACAUAACAACGACUCUUCAUCAUAAACUUUCUUCUACUUAAAAAAUUUCCAAUUUUUACUUCUCAAAAUUUCAUCUUCUUCUCCAGGUAACGAUUUUAUUAUUAUGCCUCUCUACGCGUAAAUAAAAUACGCGUUAAUUAAAAAUAGAAACUUUUUUUUCUCUUCUUGUAACUUUUUCUGUGAAUAUAUAAAAGGGAACACAGUGUUCGAGAAAGAGGUACAAAUUGUUGAAACCGACACUUCAAAGAAAGACUCGAUUUUUAUUUUAUUUUUCCGAACCAGAAGAAGUGAAGAUGGUGAGCGAAUUAGAGAAUUCUGGAAUCGAUGAAGAAGAAGAAGAAGAGAUUAGUGAAUCUCCCCCGAAACUGGUUUUUAAAUUCGCGUUUCAGACUGAAACUUUCGAGAGGUUGAGUAGAGAAGGUUACAGAUCGUUGUUGAGUGAUGGUUCCGGUGCGGAGAGCGAGGGUAGUGUUUUGUGUUCUUCUUCUCCGGCGAUUUUUACGGCGGCGGCAAGUAAAUACGAGACAGCGUCGGCGAAAAAUCUUACCUUUGUUAUGGAAAGUCCAAAGGCGGCGACUUUUAGGGUUGAGGAUUGUUUGAAGGAGAAGGAAAAAACAGAGGGUUUAUGUUACUCUGUUUUCUACGGCGAGGAGAAAGCAAGAAAAACAGAGGAUCACUCUGUUUUCCACGGAGAGGAUGGUGUGAAAACAGAGUAUCAUCACUCUGUUUCUUCAGUGGAUGAUAAAAAAAUCAGAUUUUUAACCGAGGAAGAUUUUUUAGAAUCGGAUUCUGAUUUCGUUGAUUCGAGUCAGACGUUCACAAGCAACGAUGAAGAUGGGUUCUUAUCAGAUUCAGAUUUCGCAGAAGCAUCACCGGAAGAAGAGCAAACCCGUAAAAACGAAAGUUCUGAUUCUGAUUCAGAGGAAGAAGAAGAAGAAGAAGAUGGGUUUGAGAGUUUAUGGGAGCAUCAAGAUUUGAUAGAACAACUCAAGAUGGAGAUGAAGAAAGUCAAAGCAAUAGGUGGGCUUCCGACAAUUCGUGAAGAAGAAGAAGAUGAUGAAGAAGAUGAUUAUGAUUGUCCUAAGAUCAUGGAAGACUUAAAACCAUGGAGGAUAGAAGAAGAGAAGAAGUUCAAACAUGUUGAUACCAUUGGUGAAGUUCAUAAGUUCCAUAGAAGUUACAGAGAAAGAAUGAGAAAACUCGAUAUCUUGAGUUUUCAAAAGUCUUAUGCUCUUGGGCUUCUUCAAUUAAAGAACCCUCAACAAGCAGCAACCUCGGCCGUUGGAUCCUCUCCUUCACAGGCAUCUUUUUCAUCGGUUUUCUCGGUUAAUAUUCGGUUAUGGAAACCGAAGAAAUCGGAAACUGAACCAAUGGUUCAAUUCAUAAAAGAAAUUCAAGGGGAAUUAGAGAAUGUAUACGUUGGUCACAUGUGUUUGUCAUGGGAGAUACUUCACUGGCAAUAUGAAAAGGCCAUUGAGUUACUAGAGUCUGAUAUGUAUGGAUCUCGUCGGUAUAACGAAGUCGCUGGAGAAUUCCAACAGUUUCAGGUUUUGCUACAGAGAUUUCUUGAAAACGAGCCGUUCGAAGAGCCUAGAGUGCAACAUUACAUCAAGAGACGUUGUGUUCUUCGUAAUCUCCUUCAGGUCCCGGUUAUUCGAGAUGGAAACAAGGAUAAAAAGAAUGGAAGAAGAAGAGAUCAUGAGGAAAAUGAUGACGGUGCAAUUAAAAGCGAUCAACUAGUUGAACUUAUGGAAGAAACAAUUCGAUUAUUCUGGCUAUAUGUACGGUGUGAUAAGCUUUCUAGCUCCAUACAUGAUCAGAAAUCGCGAACCAAAUCACAGAUAGAACCAGAUCAUGAAGAAGACUCAGAAGAUCUAGAGAUGUUCGCCGAGGUUAAAUCACAACUUCAAAAUAAGGAGAAAAGGUUGAAAGAUGUGUUGAAGAGUGAGAGAUGUAUUAUAAGAAGAUUCCAAAAGCACAAAGAAGAAGAUUCAGCAGAAGAUCAAGUGCUUUACUUCUUUUCACAAGUGGACAUGAAACUUGUGACAAGGGUCUUGAAUAUGUCCAAAUUGACUAGAGAUCAUUUGGUCUGGUGUCGCAAUAAAUUGACCAAGAUUAACUUUGUGAAUAGAAGGUUACAUUUAGAUCCUUCCUUUUGCCUCUUCCCUUGUUAACAUAUUGACAAAUUUGUACAUUGGAGUAAUAAUAAAAACACAAAUUUUGGCCUCA
This is a messenger RNA of Capsella rubella, 2809 nucleotides long. RefSeq lists its product as uncharacterized. The transcript has 4 exons. The record is from RefSeq and is a predicted model, not a curated record. Lineage: Eukaryota; Viridiplantae; Streptophyta; Magnoliopsida; Brassicales; Brassicaceae. Bases 874 to 2754 code for a protein of 626 amino acids.